CGAAGCCUUUGGAUUCCCUCUCUUGCUCUGUCUGCGACUCACAGUUGCCAAGAUAGCUCAUCUCCAUUCCCUCCCGGCCUAUCGGAGCCCUGCCGUCGGCAUACCCCUGCUGUAGGCAACACGCGCCCCCCUCCGCCUCCGCGUCUGACGACUGCGCAAGUCCGCACCUUGAGGUCUACCACCUCCCCGGUUCCGACUUCGCUCGUCGUUCCCUACUCGUCCAUCUCUCGAAGACCAGGCAGUCAGUAUACAUGACCAGCAGGCCGGCUCCCGACGGCUUCCGCAUAGCAUAAGCCCUCGGGCUGUUCUGUUCUUCCUGCGAGCCAGCCUUCCUGUUAUCGUCAAAUCUCACAGGGAGCCAUGGCCGAACGACACUCUUCGUCGAGGCGGACAAAGCCAGCCAUGGAGGACGCCGUCGGGCAGUUCGUCAUCGACGGGGAGAUAGGAAAGGGAAGCUUCGCUCAGGUGUACUCUGGCCGUCACAAGGUCACCGGUGCCAUGGUUGCCGUCAAGUCCGUCGAGCUCGCUCGUCUGACCAAGAAGUUGAAGGAUAACCUUUACAGCGAGAUCAAGAUACUCAGAAGGCUCCGGCACCCUCAUAUCGUUGCCCUGCAUGACUGUGUCGAGUCCGCUACACACAUAAACCUCAUUAUGGAGUUCUGCGAGAUGGGGGAUCUAUCCGUUUUCAUCAAAGGAAGAGAUAAGCUGAUCUCGCAAGCGGCUACGCACGAGCUCGCUCGGAAGUACCCUUCUCCCCCAGGCUCGGGCCUCAAUGAGGUUGUCACCCGUCACUUCUUGAAGCAGCUGGCGAGUGCCGUCAGGUUUCUACGGGAAGCCAACCUGAUACACCGUGAUAUCAAGCCCCAGAACCUCCUGUUACUGCCAUCGCCGCAGCAUCGCGAGGCCAACAAGAAAGUGAAGCAAAUCCUGAGUGCGAGCCAUGACUCUCUCACGCCAGCCGCUGGGCUCAUCUCGCUUCCCAUGCUCAAGCUCGCUGAUUUUGGCUUCGCUCGUGUCCUUCCCUCCACCUCCCUGGCCGAGACCCUUUGCGGCUCACCUUUGUACAUGGCGCCUGAGAUUCUCCGCUACGAGCGCUACGACGCCAAGGCCGACUUAUGGUCGGUAGGGACCGUGUUAUACGAGAUGGCAACCGGAAGGGCCCCAUUUCGAGCGGGAAAUCACGUGGAGCUCCUUAGAAAGAUCGAAGCCUCAGAUGACCAGAUCAAGUUCCCUCGGGAGUGUGUGGUCAGUUCCGAAAUGAAGGGCUUGAUUCGAGCCUUGCUAAAACGCAACCCCGUGGAGCGGUUGCCCUUUGAGGACUUCUUCGAGCACCCCGUCGUUGCUGGCCGCAUCCCGGGCCUUGUUGAAGACGAUAUCCCAAAAGUGGAUAGGCCAAUAUCGACGGGGGUUGCGAAUCCGUCCAGACCCGAUGAUCGGUUGGGGCUCUCACGGAAGUCCUCUCUUAGAAGAUUUGCCGCAGAGCAGGAGCUCGGGCGUGAACCUGUGGGCCCUCCAUCACCGCAGCCGUACCGUUCAUCGCCCCUCGGGACACCUACUGAGCCCAAGCCAAAUCCCCUGGAGCAAAUAUCCAUUCCUCGUCUGAGCCAGUCGCCGCGGCAGGCCGGGGAGGAAGGCCUCGGAAUACGGCGUCCCGCGGUUCAGCCGUCCACUUCGGCCUCUCCUCGGCCGAUAUCUUACGUUGAUCGGACCCGGCGGUACUCGAACGCCUCGGUCAAGGCGCCUACCCGCGAGGCUCAACCUGCGCCGGGAUCAGGCCAGGAGGUCGCCACCCAUGCUAGAACGCCGAGCACGAUGAGCAGGCCACUUCCGGACGAUGAGAAGACGGCCCAAGACCUUACGUUUGAGCGAGACUACAUCGUCAUCGACAAGACGCAAGUCGAGGUCAAUGCGCUCGCGGACCAGAUCCAGACACAGUCACCCAAGUCUGGCCAGAUUGUUAGGCGCGCCACGCAGCAGGGAAAUCCUACUUCGACCACGGGUGCUGUGCCGAGUCACUCAUCCAGGAGCCGUCAGCAGGUGCGAGGCGAGCACUACCGGAAAACCUCGUACGACAAUACUUUGUCGAGCAGCCCGAGCAAGGCGUCGGCGAUAACUAAGGCUAUCCAAGACGCCAGCCUCCGGUUCUUCGGCUUUAAAUAUGCGCCGCAGCUGCUCGGCAAGGGACAGUCACCGCCGCAGAUCUACAGCCCGUUUCCGGCCUACCCCACGCCACCCGCACCGGCCGGCUUGCUACUGGACGGGAAGCAGAGUGCGCCAGUGGAUGAAGAUUCGCGGGUCGCUCAAUGCAUCGAGGAGUACGCCACGCGGAGUGACGUUGUGUAUGGCUUCGCCGAAGUGAAGUACAAGCAGCUCGUCCCCCUGGCUCCGUCCAACGAACAGGGUCUCGGCGGCGUCCCUGCUGAUAGGAUGGGAGAAGAGGACGAGGGACUCACGGUUGAAGCGGUAGUCUCUCUGUCGGAAGAGGCCCUGGUGCUCUACGUCAAGGCCCUGUCGCUUCUGGCCAAGUCGAUGGACAUUGCCAGCCUCUGGUGGGCCCGGAAGAACCGGACAGAGUCCAACAGCGGCGCCCACUCGGCAACAAGGGACUCGGUCAACAGCCAAGCGUUGUCGAUGAAGAUCAACGCGGCUGUCCAGUGGAUCCGAACACGGUUCAACGAGGUCUUAGAGAAGGCCGAGAUUGCCCGGUUAAAACUAAUCGAGGCUCAGAAGCAACUGCCCGAGGAACACCCCAGCCACCCCAGUAACCAGCCCGAGACGACGAGCUCGGUAAGCUGUUCGGGGGCCGAUGGAGUCUUCCUCUCGACGGGCUUGAGUGCCGAGAAAUUGAUGUACGACCGGGCGGUGGAGAUGAGUCGCGCGGCGGCCAUCAACGAGAUUGCUAACGAAGAUCUUGGUGGCUGUGAACUUGCCUAUGUCACAGCGAUCCGCAUGCUCGAAGCCGUGCUUGACAGCGAUGACGAUCACCUUCCCAAACGCCGCGUGUCGGCGUCGUCUAAGGACGAAAAGCAACCUGUCGCUGCUCAAGAAGCCUCGGGCGAGAUGAGCAGCGACGACCAGAAAACUGUGACGAAGAUGAUCCACAUGAUUAGCGGCCGACUCGCAAGCCUUCGAAGGCAUAUGCGUCAGAUCGACGCGGCGAAUGCCCAGCAGCACCAGCACCAGAUUGCGGUGCGGCGGCGCAGCGGCGAUGUCACGCUGCGAAGCGGACUGGCAACCUGAUUGCAACGCGGGAUUGAGCAAUGCAUGAUGAGGGGGAUACAAAGGUUCAGGAACUCGGAUUGUCCCCCAGGAGCUCAUGCAACACUGCUGGUAUCUCAUCAGCCUCUGUGUUGUGAUACCCGUGCGGACGGCGCCGGGCUGGGGACGGGGCUUUUGUUUUUCUGUGCGAACAACGUCUCGAGGGAAAUCAUGCAUUGGAGUU
Messenger RNA from Chaetomium strumarium, 3442 nucleotides. RefSeq lists its product as uncharacterized. Gene Ontology annotation, cellular component: phagophore assembly site; autophagosome; cytoplasm. The record is from RefSeq and is a predicted model, not a curated record. Gene Ontology annotation, biological process: reticulophagy; regulation of autophagy; autophagosome assembly. The transcript has 3 exons. The coding region runs from base 361 to 3240 and encodes 959 amino acids. Lineage: Eukaryota; Fungi; Ascomycota; Sordariomycetes; Sordariales; Chaetomiaceae. Gene Ontology annotation, molecular function: ATP binding; protein serine/threonine kinase activity.